GCCCGGGAAGGAUGGGGAAGGCGCGGGCCUGGGGUCUGCUGUGGUUGUUGCUGGUCUCAGGACUCCGAGCUGAGGCGGAGUCAGACGUGUACAUGUACUUCCGCACCGAGGGGGAGGACCUGCGGGUGGGCUGCCCCGCCAACAUCAUGAUCUACGCCGACAGCCAGAAGGCCUGGCAGAGGCUGCGGGCCGGAGGGGAGGUGCAGACACUGGGGGUCACCGAGAGGCCGACCGGAGUGCCCAGCGAGGUCCGGGUGGGGAGGACCAUCCUGAGAGACGACCCUGAGCAGGGCAUAUUCACCGUCCAGAUGACCGACCUGCGGGUGGAGGACUCCGGGCUUUACCGGUGCGUCAUCUACCGCCCGCCCGCCAGCCCCAUCCCCCUCUCCCACCUGGUCCGCCUGCAGGUGACCCGGGAUCCCUCAGUUACUCCUGCCUCUAGCAAGACUCUUCAGGCCCAGAGUGCCACCGUUAGUCCCCCGAGGGACCUGAGCACCAUCUCUACCAGGCAUGGAGCUGUCACCCAGCCCUUACCCAAGUCCCCUGUUGUCAUCUCCUCUCCAGGCCCCGGAGUCAACUUCACGGAUAUGACAACUGGGAUCAGGAUCCCAGUGCUCACCUUUGUCAUUCUCGCAGCCUGUGGCCUCCUCAGUAAGAGCCUGGUCUCCACCGUCCUGUUUGUGGUCACACGGAGGUCCUCCGGGUCUUAGACUCAGGAAGCCACCCCGUGACUCUGGCCUCCAGCCACGCCCACCUUCUGGAUGUGUGGAGAAGUGGGGAGGGAGGGGAAGGGGAAGGGUCCAUGGCAUGGAUUGUCUCUGUGAUCAUCGGUAAUGUCUUAAGCCCCCCCCCUUCCUGGCCCCGCCUUCUGCCCCUGGGUCAUCUUGGGUGUGGGCUUUGCCCUGUGGGAAGAGAAGAUGGCCCAGCCUGCUCGCCCCUUCACUCCACCAGGGGGUUGCUGUGAAAUAAAGACAGAAUGCCGUGGA
Molecule: messenger RNA, 986 nt
Organism: Perognathus longimembris pacificus (Pacific pocket mouse)
Lineage: Eukaryota; Metazoa; Chordata; Mammalia; Rodentia; Heteromyidae
Gene: Trem1
Product: triggering receptor expressed on myeloid cells 1
Exons: 4
Coding region: 12-710 (232 amino acids)
Biological process (GO): neutrophil-mediated killing of gram-negative bacterium; neutrophil chemotaxis; cytokine production involved in immune response
Source: RefSeq, a predicted model, not a curated record